This is a messenger RNA of Penicillium chermesinum, 228 nucleotides long. RefSeq names its product CDC26 family anaphase-promoting complex subunit. The transcript has a single exon. The record is from RefSeq and is a predicted model, not a curated record. Gene Ontology annotation, biological process: anaphase-promoting complex-dependent catabolic process. Lineage: Eukaryota; Fungi; Ascomycota; Eurotiomycetes; Eurotiales; Aspergillaceae. Gene Ontology annotation, cellular component: anaphase-promoting complex. The coding region runs from base 1 to 228 and encodes 75 amino acids.
AUGCUUCGACGAAAUCCUACCGCAAUCACGGUGACCCCGGAAGAUAUCAUUGUCUUUGAAGAGGCUCGAUUGCGCCGGUUGGAAGAAAGCAAACAGCUCGAACAAGGCCACAAGGCCACUGUCAAUUUCGACCCCAGCGAUGAACUAAAGCCCCUCCCUGGGGACAAGGCCCGGAUUGUGCGAUCACGGGAGGAGAGAAUUGGACUGAGCCGCCGUGGAGCCAAUUGA